AUGGGGGCUACUAUUUCUGGCUUGGUGGAUCAUGAAAAAUUAACAAGUAGUAAUAUUGGUCCUUUAGAGACUGGACUUGGAGACUUGCCAGAAAGCUGCAUAGCUUUGGUCCUUACACAUCUCGACCCAAUUGAGAUCUGUAAAAUUAGUCGAGUCAGUAGAACAUUCCAUCAAGCUUCAUUGACUGACCUAGUCUGGGAGUCAAAAUUGCCUCAAAAUUAUCAAAUUCUUCUCAAAAAUUACAAAAAUCUAUGGUCAAACGUUAGCGUAGACUCGGGUAGUUUGACAAAGAAAGAGAUAUUUGUCAGAUUGCGUCGUCCGAAUCACUUUGGGAGUAGCAAUUACAAGGCAUUUUGGAUGGAAAAAAAUAGAGGAAUAUGUGUUUGUAUAUCGUGGAAGGAAAUGAAGAUAACAGGCAUAGAAGACCGCAGAUAUUGGACUCAUGUUUCAUCUGAUGAAUCAAGGUUCAACACAUUCGCAUUUCUCAAACAAAUAUGGUGGGUGGAAGUGGAAGGGAACUUAGAAUUCGAAUUCCCAGCAGGGAACUACAGCGUGUUCUUUCGUCUUCAGCUGGGAAAAACGUCGAGAAGACUAGGGCGACGAAUCUGCACGGUUGAUCAAGUGCACGGGUGGAAUAUCAAACCCGUCCAAUUUCAACUAUCAACAUCAAACGGCCAGCAGGCAAGUGCACAAUAUUACUUGAAUGAGGCAGGAAAGUGGAUAAACUAUUAUGUUGGAGAUUUUGUUGUGGACAGCAUGCCAACAAAGUUAAAGUUCUCAAUGACUCAAAUUGAUUGCACUCAUACUAAAGGUGGUCUUUGCUUAGACUCUGUGCUCAUUAUCCCUGCUCACAUUGGACCAAAGUAUGUUAACUUUUAA
Molecule: messenger RNA, 879 nt
Organism: Solanum verrucosum
Lineage: Eukaryota; Viridiplantae; Streptophyta; Magnoliopsida; Solanales; Solanaceae
Product: F-box protein PP2-A11
Exons: 3
Coding region: 1-879 (292 amino acids)
Molecular function (GO): protein binding
Source: RefSeq, a predicted model, not a curated record